AUGCCGGUCGACCCGUCCGCAGUCGCCUGUGCCUUCUCCAUCGGCUCAUUCUGCCUGCUGGCCCGCUCCGCGCCGCCGGCGCCCAUCUGCGGUUGCCAGUGCGACUGCGGGUCUCCUGGCUGGUCCACCGCCCAGCUGCUCGCCGUCGCGGCGGGGCAGCUUGUGACGGGCUGGUUCGCGGCCCGCUGGUGGGCGCCACCGAGGCCGGCGUCGCCGCUCGUGGUGGCCGCAGGGCUGGAGGGGGUCAAGCAGCUGACGCUGCCGGCGGGGGCUCGCGGCCGGCUUGAGGGUGGGGCUCCACCGCGCUUCUGGGCCCUGUUCGACGCGUCGGAGGGGGUCUGGCACGAGCGCCUGGUGCUGCGGCGCACCGUCGGGGGCCACGUGGUGCUCACGCCCGACGGCGACGUCUAUGAGGAGCUGCUGGAGGACUACGAGGCUGCUCUGCCUAGUGGUGUGGCUGGCGGCAUCCCGAGCCGGCUCUACGGGCCGAAGAUCUUCCGCUACGCCUUCCGCCCGGGGGACAUCGCUCACGGCAGCGCCUUCCGGCGGAGAGCCGAGGCCUACCUGGCUGGCUGGGCUGGCGCGCCUCCGGCGGCCGAGGGUGGAGGGCGGGAGCCCGCGCCCCUUGCUGACGCUGGCGCGAUGUCCGCCCCCGCGCGUGGCGCGCUGGUGCCAGCCGCCGACGUCGACCCAGGCUUCUAUGACCCCGGCGCGCUGGUGGGGCACGCCUGCCUCGUGGGCUCCGAGUGGUUUGUCGGCGAGAACCAGGGUCCCCGCCGACGCGGGGAGAGCAUCACCAUCCGCCAUUCGGACCUCGCAUUCGGCGUCGCGGGCCAGGCCCUGCUGUGCCGGGAGGGAGUCUGGUACCGCCUCUGCCGCGACCCGCCGACGCCGUUGCCAGCUGGCGAGGGCGAGGCAGCCGCGGCGGAGGACCUCCGCACGCUGGCUGUCGAGUACAACGUGCGCGGCGAGCGCACGCGCAGCUUCGAGUCAGCUCGUCACCUGCUGCGCGAGGAGGUCCUGGACGACGCCUGGCCCGUGGAGGGCCCGCGCACGGUGCAGUGGCUCAUCGAGGCCUUCGCCCACAGCGGCAUGGCCCCCGUGCCCCGCCAUCACUGGUGGAGACAGGCGCUGGGGGCGACCACGUCGGACCCGGGGAUCGACGAGCACCUCUUCCUCUCGGAGUGCAUCCAGCAUGGGCUGCAGUAUGACCAGCUCAACAUCUGCAACCUGGCCUGCUUCGAGAGCAUGGCCCGCCGCUACCAGCUCUGGGAGGAGCGGUACCAGGAGCGCAUCCGCGCCUCCACGGAGGGAUCGGUGGCGGCGGGCCUCGCGGCUGAGAGGCACUUGUUCCUCGGCGGCGACCGCGCCAAGGGCUGCGCCCUCAUCUCGCCCGAGCUGGAGCGCUGGGUGGCGAAGCGCAUGGAGGAGCAGGCCGCCGUGCUCAAGGAGCGCCGCAAGGGCCGUGAGGAACGGGCUCUGGCGGCGGCGGCCACGGGCGGCGGCGGCGGCGGCGGCGGAGCUGGCCAGCCGCUCGGCGCCGACCACAAGAAGAAGCUCAAGGACAACAAGAAGGGCAAGGACUGGCAGACUGGCACCCCGGGCGCUGGCUCGGGGGGGCAGGGCUGUCUUGCGGCAGAUCCCAGGGACCUGCUGCCGCUGCCAGCGCCCACCUCGCCUGUGCUGCGUCAAGGAGAUGCGCUGGGCUUGGAAUGGUUCUCGGCUGGGCUGCAGACCCUCAAUGAGAUGGGAGGGCGCGGUGCUGUUCGACGGCCUGGAGCAGCCUCUGGGCCUCAGACUGACGCGCUGGAGCGGCUUCGCAGCUCCUAUGCCACCGUGCCCAGCUGCCCGUCGGACCUGACCGCCGACUCGGCCACUCGCGCCGUGAUCGGCUCCGAUCCUGGCUAUGGCUUCGAUGAUAUGGCCAGCGGGAAGUACGCCUCCUACCAGCGCGGGAAGGUCUCUCUUCCGCGCGUGGCCUCUGGCGCGGUGGAGCUAGCUGCUGCACUACCAGAGGGUCCACGUUCUCUGCUGAUGGGUGAGUCUGGCACUUUGCUGAUGAGAGGCUCCACAUCUUCUUCUUCGUUGGCGAAAUUGGCUUUUGACCGAAGGCUGGCAAGCAAUCCUCGCACUUAUGGGAAGUUUUUGGCUGACCUUCUCGAGCGUGACAUGCUCGAGGUGGGCACUUCGUUUUCACAGGUGGCGCCCUUCUUCGUCUACAAGAAGGAUGGGACCCUCAGGCUGAUCUUCGACACAAGGGCCUCCAACACCGAGUUCGCGGAGCCCGACUACGUCCCACUGGCGGCGGCGCAGGCCCUCGGCAACGUCGAGCUGCAGGCGGGGGAGCGCCUCUUCGUCGCGCAGGGCGACGUCACGUGCUGCUUCUACCAGUUCUUGCUGCCAGUGCACCUGCGUGAGGCCUUUGGCCUACCGCCUGUGCCCUGGGCCGCACUGCCGCUUGCCGCUCGUCGGCUCGUUGGGGCGCCACCGCCGGACGGCUUGGUGCGCCUGCGCCUGAGAGUGGUGCCGAUGGGCUGGUCAUGGGCGGUCUACUUCAUACAGCAUGCCAUGAUGGAGAUACUUCGCCCCUGUGCCCCGGCGGACCGCUGGUUGGCCCAGUACGUGUCUCGCGAGCCCGUCUGCCCUGGCUCGGGGGCCUCUCUCAUCUACAUCGACAACUUCGCGGCACUUGGCACGAGCCCCACGGAGGCGAACGCUCGCCUGGAGCAGAUGCUGGGCGCCGUGGCGGCCGCUGGAGUGGACGCCGCGCCAGAGCCUGCUGGCGCCCCGCUGCUCGGGUUCGAGCUGGACCCGACGGGCACGCAGUGGCGGCCUACGGCGAGGAAGGUAGCGCUGGCCCUCCGCACGUUGGGCUGGGGCCGUCAGCGCCGCACAGGGCGCCUGAUUGCCCGGGCCGUCGGCCACGCCUCGGCCAUCAUGCUGCUGCGGCCCGAGAUGCUGUCCAUCUUUUCGGCCGUGUACGUCUUCGCCGACCGCUACUUCGGGCAGCCGGCGCGCGUGUGGGCCUCAGUGCGGCGCGAGCUUCGAGCUGCCUGGGCGCUGCUGCCGCUCGCCGUCGCCGACAUGAGCCUACCCUGGUCGCCCGCCGUCGCCUCGGUCGACGCCUCGCUGCAUGGCUUCGGCGUCACCGAGAAGGCCUGGCCCCCCGCUGAGGUGGGCCGCGUCGGCCGCGCCUCAGAGCGGGGACGGUACCGUGGGGCGCUGCGCACCUCCCGCCGCCCGCGCUGCCUGGUCGAGGGUGAGGAGGCUGAGCCCUCGCUGAGCGACAUUGUCGACGCCUCGCCCGAGCAGCUGCGUGCGCUGGGGCUGCGCUCCGCCUUCGAGGAGGUGCCGCCGGCCCUGGCGCGCGGGGACGACUGGGGCGUGGUGGCCGCGCGCCGCUGGAGGCGCAAGGACAAGAUCCUUGCGCUCGAGGCGGAGGCGGCCUUGUGGCAGGUUCGGCGGCUGGCCCGCUGCCGCCUGAGCGCCCAGAAGCGGCACUUAGUUUUGUCGGACUCUAUGGCCUGGGUCCUCACCGCGUGCAAGGGGCGGAGCUCGUCGUGGUACCUGCUGCGGAGGCGCGGCUUCACGGGCCAGCGGGCGCUGCUGGGCUUCGCGAGCAGCUCGCGGCGGGGCGCUCCAAGCGGCGGGCCUUUGCGGGGCCCUUCGCCGCGGGGCUCCCUGGGCCCGAGCCCGCUGCUCUGCAGGGUGCUGGCACCGGCGGCGAACCUGAGUCCGAGCCGGGCCCCGCCUGCCCCGAGUCGGGUGCUGCGCCCUUUGGUGGCGCCGGAGACGGGGGGCGGCGUGGCGCUCGGGAGGCCGCGGCCAGAGGGCAUUGCUCUGCCUCGCCGCCACGCCUGCCCUGCCAGACCGCCCCCUCUGCAGCCUGCGCCGGCCUCGGGCCGGCUGCCCUGCCGCGCGCUGGCUGCUGCUGGCCCCCUGGGCUUGACCCGCCACCCUGCGCCGGGCCGCCUGGUCCCCUACCGCGGGGAGUCUGGCUCGGCGCGCAGGCGGCGCCGCGAGACGGCGCGGCGGCGCCCGGGCUCAUCGCUGCACUCGGCCGCCCGCAGUGCGGAGGAGGCGGAGGAGCUGGGGUUCCACAUCACCUCCCUGGCUGCCGCGGCCGUGACGACGGCCACGCAGAGCAACUACCUGAACGCCCUGCGCAAGCUGCUGGCGUGGCUGCACGUGCCCAGUGCCCCUCAGCGCCUCCCUGCAAGCGCGUGGGACCUGUUGCUGGAGCAGUACGUGGAGUUCCUGCACGACCGCGGGCUGCCCGAAGGGGAUGCCUCCAGCACGCUGGCCGCAGUGCGCUGGGCGCUGCCCGAGCUGCCGCGCCCGCUGCGCCGGGGCUUGCCGCUGGCGACUGCUGCGGUCACUGGGUGGCGCCGGCUCGAGAAGCCGCUGUCGCGCCCACCAGUCCCUCGGUCGCUGGCUGUGCUGAUGGCCCUGCGACUCUGCUCCGGCGGCAAGGCGGACUACGCGCUGUUCCUGCUGCUGACGUUCGAGACGUACAUGCGGCCGAGCGAGGCGCUCAGCCUCGUCGGCCUACAGCUGGUGCCGCCCGUGCCGAACGAGAGGGGGGCCUGCCAGUUCUGGACCAUCCUGAUCCGCGCGAGCGAGCUAGACGUGCUUGGCAAGACCGACGAGUUCGACACCAGCGUCGCCCUGGACCUGCCGCGCCACCGCCUGCUGGAGUCGGCGCUGCGCCUUCUGAAGGCCAACAGGGGGGAGCGGGAGCGGCUCUUUUUGUUCCACUACACCGACUUCCUCCUGGCCUGGAACAGCUGCCUCCUCGGCUUGGGCCUGGCGCAGCUGAAGUUGACGCCGUACUCCCUGCGUCGAGGCGCAGCGCCGCGAGCGCGAGCUGGCCCGGCUCUUGCUGCCAGCCUGCGGGCGGCGCGGGCAGAUGCUACCAUGCUGAAGCACAGCGUCUUCGUUGACCUCUUUGCUGGCACUGCGCCUGUGAGCAAAUACCUUCGCCGCAAGGGCUACGCCUGCAUAGCCUUCGACAAGCUGCUGGGGCCGCAGUUCGACCUCGGCCGGCGCGAGGUGGUGCUCACCAUUGCUGGCUGGCUUCGUGCAGGCUCGCCUUCGGCCUCGCCCAGCGGCGGCGCUGAGCCAGGCGGCCUCGAGGUGGCGCUGAGCCAGGGCGCCCGCGCCAGCUUCCUGAGCGCCCACUCCGCCGGCUCGCCCCGCGGCAGGGAGGGAGGCAGGAAGAGCACGGUCACCAGGCUGAGCACCCACUCCAUCGUCAGCAUCAAGGACCCGGACGCUUACAGGGAGGAGGCGUCGCCGGGCGUCGCCGGCCUCGGCGCCGUGGUGUACGAGGAGGAGCUGCCCAGCCUGCUCGAGGCACUGCCCGCUGGAUCCCUGAUCACCGCCGUGCUGGGCGGGGCCGCCGGCGCCGAGUCGGUGUCUGGCAGGCGUCGCCGCCGCCUGUCGCUCUGCGUGGCCCUGGCGCCCACGAGUCGGCACGCGACCUCGUGCCCGACGCGGCUGCAGGGGCGGUUCAUCUCGAAGGUGCCCUGGGCGUGGCAGAAGUGCGAGCCAGCCUGGCAGAGCACAUCGGCAGACGGGAUGCACGGCGGUAACGCAAAGGCCCCCCUGAAGCUGGAGCGCGGCUGCGUGUACCAGCCUGCGGUAUGCCUGCAUGUGACAGUGAGCCUCGAGCUGCGGAGGCGGAGCCUGUCCUCGCUCCGGGGCCCGGGCGAGGAGGGCGACGCGGCGAGCUGGAAGGUGCUGGACGCGGUGCGCAGCAUCCGGGCGUCGGUGCUGCGCCAGGACGAGCACGCCUCCGUGGAGGGCGCCUCGAGAGGGGCCAGCCGCAGCGGGAGGCGCCCGCAAAUCAUGUACAAUGCCAUGACGGACAACGUGAACGACAUGAAGUCCCAGGCACACUACAUCGCCGCGCACGAGACCACCUCGCAGGAGAGGCUCACAAAGAUGGCCAUGCAGAACGCCGAGUACGUGCAGCGCUGCAUCUACAACACCGCAGACGACGCGUCGAUAUGCCACAACAGAUUCACGAGCGCCAUGGAGGACACGAGGAGCGGCUGGAGGAAGCGCCCGCCGCCGGGGCUGGUGGACAACAGCCUGUUCCACCACAAGCUGACCCACCUCAUGUCGCCGGACGUGCACAGCAAGGCGUCGAGCUUGCGCGCGCGGCGCUGCGCCAAGAUCCGGUCGAGACUGCGCAGAGGACCGACGAAGGGACAGUUCAAAGGCGGCAGAGACCGGUAG
Molecule: messenger RNA, 6243 nt
Organism: Prorocentrum cordatum
Lineage: Eukaryota; Dinophyceae; Prorocentrales; Prorocentraceae
Source: the annotation of a GenBank genome assembly